Molecule: messenger RNA, 1153 nt
Organism: Paraphaeosphaeria sporulosa
Lineage: Eukaryota; Fungi; Ascomycota; Dothideomycetes; Pleosporales; Didymosphaeriaceae
Exons: 2
Coding region: 180-782 (200 amino acids)
Source: RefSeq, a predicted model, not a curated record
GGACGGCGUCGACUGAUACCCUUUGAACUUUAUUGCUAUCUCGAUCGAAUCUGAAAUAAACAAAACCGAUGGCCUGACUUUAUGUGGGCGUCAGGGAUACACAUUAGUCACAACUCUCGAGACCUUUCGUAGCUCAAGCCAAGCUAGGAUCUUCCAUCGAGUCGCCGACUUCUAGAAGCAUGCAUGCAUCGCCAGCUAGCGAGAGCCGACUUUUAGGAUACCGGAACGCCAUCCCUUUCGCUCGACCUGGGACUUUACGAGCCACGAUUGCUAAUGUCAAUAUUCCGUUGUCAGCUCGACACCCAAUGCGGAAGCAGCCAAGGCUGCGUAGGACUGACAAGUUCGCGCGAAAUGAUCUCCAAUCUCCAACGCAUCACCAUCUUAGGGCCAUUCGGACAUUGCCACUCGGCUGCACGGCACCAGCGCAUGUUCUUCUAGCAAUGGUCCAUGCACGUGGGGUGAAGGAUGGUGGCUGCCUCAGGCGGAUUGGACCGCGGCUGUCAGCUGCGAGACACUGCGUGCGGCGUGGAGGGCUUCACCACACUCGAAAUGGCGCAGCGGCUCGCUAUGCGAGCUGGUGCCUACCAAUUGCCAUUCUCGAUGAUUACGGCAGUCUCAAUCUCUUCGACUCGAGUGACAAGAGAGCGAUACUGGCACAUGGAGAUCUCCCAGCCAUGUACGCAUGCCCAGCGACGCAUAUCAAAUCGCCACGCCCGUCAAGAAAGCGAAGCAGUCUUGGAUGGCCUAGGCGAGGACAAGCAUGCGGAAGAGUGCUUAGGUAAAGCCUAGGGGGACGAUCCGGGCAUCUGGGCAUCGAGGCACGGCGCAGUGACUUCGCAAACGAACUGCACCGGAGGUAACCAGCGGUGCUGUGCAUCAUCUUCCCGGCUCGAAUCUGCAAGGCUGCUCGUCGGCGGUAUUGGCAGGCGUACUUUCGGGGUCCUCGAGAAUCCAACUGCCCAACGGAUCCAAUGGAAACGGAGUGUGCAUACUAGACGCUCGCGACCUCCGUGGCCUGUGUCACCUCGACGAGGCGAAGGCCGCCUGCGCUCGAUGACCCUGGUGCUACAUCCCAUUUUGGAGGUCCACGUUGUGCAAGGAAGAAGUGCGAUUGGUGAAUUGAGGUCCUCCCGCGCCAAGUAGGCUAAGCAGA